This is a messenger RNA of Abrus precatorius (Indian licorice), 3470 nucleotides long. Its product is annotated as ubiquitin carboxyl-terminal hydrolase 15. The transcript is spliced from 14 exons. Lineage: Eukaryota; Viridiplantae; Streptophyta; Magnoliopsida; Fabales; Fabaceae. Bases 300 to 3254 code for a protein of 984 amino acids. The record is from RefSeq and is a predicted model, not a curated record. Gene Ontology annotation, biological process: protein deubiquitination. Gene Ontology annotation, molecular function: cysteine-type endopeptidase activity; cysteine-type deubiquitinase activity. Gene Ontology annotation, cellular component: nucleus; cytosol.
AGUGUUUCCCAAAACGUUAAAGAAAAGGUGGGAGAGGGUGCAAAGUUGUGAAGUGAGGAAGAAGGUGUGUUGAGGAGGGAAUCAAGGAAUCUUUUGAAGGAGGAAGAGAGUGAAGAGGUGAAGUGUUGGUGGGUUUUGCUUAGAUUUCUUCUUUGUGUUGAAGGUUUGAAUGGUGGGCCAUGAGUUAUGCUGCACUUGAAGUUUCUGGUUACCUAGAUGCCGUUUACUUAGACUUUUAGGGGAUCAUAUUCUGAUUUGUGAUUUGGGAGGAAACUGGACAUGAGUAUGCUUGUGGGGAUAUGCUCGAACCGCGUGAAUCUGAUAUACCUGUCCUGUUUCUGGUCCUGGUUGUACUUCCGUUGGUGGCUUACAUCUUACUUGGAAAAUGGAGUGAGACAACUAAGAAGAGAGAUAGGAUAAAUUUACUUGCUCAAUUGGCUGCUGAAGAAUCUCUGAGAGCAGAAGAAAUGGCCGUUGCCGAUGUACUCCCUCCAGUGUCUUCUUCAAAGAGUGAACUUCAUGGGUGUGCUAGGUGCUCUGCUCCUGCGAGAACUCGCUGCUCAAGAUGCAAGACUGUUAGAUAUUGCUCUGGGAAUUGUCAAAUAAUCCAUUGGAGGCUAAGUCACAAGCAAGAAUGCCAGCAAUUGGAGACUCAUAAACCAAGUUCAUUUCCUCUGGGUAUUUCAGUUGAGGAUUUUGCUCAUGGGAGUGACUUUUAUGAAAAUUUGAACAACCAGUACUUUGCUCACAGUUUGACUUUAAGGGAGAAUGCACCUUUGGACAAUUUGGUUCACCCUCUGACAGGCACUGGUGCUUAUGCUACAGUUGAUUUUUCCCUAUUCAACAAUCCCCAACCUUCCACUUUUGAAAGAAGAACUUCCCAUAAAUCCAACAGAGAAACACGUAGAAGAGAUAAUGGGUCCAUCUAUGAGUCUUAUGAUUAUAAAGCUAAUGGUUCUCUCUCUUCAAAUGUGGCAUCAAAGGAGGCAUUUAUGAGACCGAAGUCAAGAAAUAACGAUGAUUCUGUGUUGGAGGAAGAAACUUCAAAGGUCAAUUCCUGUGGCAUUGGAGCUUAUGUUCCCGAACAAGAUGUAUUAAGAGGCACGAUCCAUGACGAUGAUAACUAUCAAUGUCAAUAUGGAAAUGCAUUUGUAACAACAAACAAAUAUGAACGCUUAAGUAAUUCAAAUGCUGCAAACAAUGAUGAAUGUGUAGAUGAAUUUGAAUCAGACAUUGCCACUAAAGCAGGAAAUGUAGUCAAAGGGGGAAAUUAUCAUUCUGAUGAUGCGGCACAGUUCAAAUGCUCUCCAGAAAUAACAAUUAAAGGAAAUGUGAAGGCUAAAAAGAUAUCACAUCCUCCCAAGGCCAAAUGUUCUAAAUCACCAAAGCCAACAUUGAAGACAUCGACAGACUUUUGUUGCCCAGAAUUAGAGAAGAAAGGGAAAAUUGCAGAUGAACAAAAAGUUGCUGGAAUCAGAGAUAGCAUCCCUUUACAUGGUAGCAAUGGGACUGCAAGCACUGGAAUUAUGAAAAUGAUUGGCUUGAGGAAAUCAACAAAACUUACUGCACUGGCUUCUUCUGAAGUCAGUGAAGUAAGGUACAAGAAGGUAAAGAAGAUUAAGAUGCUGUUUCCUUAUGAUGAAUUUGUAAAGCUAUUUCAGACUGAAGCCAUUGGUAUAUGUCCUAGGGGCCUUUUAAAUUGUGGGAACAGUUGCUAUGCCAAUGCUGUCUUGCAAUGCUUGACUUCUACAAAGCCUCUCGUCAUCUAUCUGCUUUAUAGAUCACAUUCAAACGCCUGUUGUGCUAAAGAUUGGUGUCUAAUGUGCGAGUUAGAGCAGCACAUAAUGAUUUUGAGAGAAAAUGGGGCUCCUUUAUCUCCUAGUAGAAUACUUUGGCAUAUGCGGAGCAUUAAUAGCCACAUGGGUGAUGGAAGUCAGGAAGAUGCCCAUGAAUUUUUAAGGCUUUUAAUUGCAUCAAUGCAAUCUAUAUGCUUAGAGGGACAUGGUGGUGAGAAAAAGGUUGAUCCUAGACUACAAGAAACUACUUUCAUACAACAUACUUUUGGUGGCCGUCUUCAAUCCAAGGUUAAGUGUUUGAAUUGUAAUCAUGAGUCAGAAAGAUAUGAGAACAUUAUGGACUUAACGUUGGAGAUAUUUGGUUGGGUUGAGUCACUGGAAGAUGCACUGACUCAAUUUACUUCCCCUGAAGAUUUGGAUGGUGAAAAUAAGUACAGAUGUGGAAGAUGCACAGCAUAUGUUCGAGCUAGAAAGCAGUUGAGCAUACAUGAGGCCCCUAACAUCUUGACUAUUGUUUUAAAGAGAUUUCAGGAAGGAAGAUAUGGGAAAAUUAAUAAGUGCAUAACUUUUCCUGAAAUGUUGGAUAUGAUUCCUUUCAUGACUGGGACGGGUGAUAUUCCUCCACUUUACAUGCUUUAUGCUGUUGUCGUGCACCUGGACACGCUAAAUGCAUCUUUCUCUGGACAUUAUGUUUCAUAUGUGAAAGAUAUGCAAGGCAAUUGGUUCAGAAUAGAUGAUAUUGAGGUUCAGCCAGUGCUAAUUAAUCAGGUCAUGUCAGAAGGAGCAUAUAUCUUAUUCUACAUGAGGUCGUGUCCCCGUCCUCCUGUAGAACAUACCGCUAAAGUUGUGCAGCAAUCAGUUUCUAAUUUUGCAAAGCAUCAUCCAAUGGAAAUGCAGAAGCCUAAUAAAUCGGGACAUAGCAGACAUGGCAAUCAGAUUUUUGUCUCACAGUCAUCACCCAAUGACAAGCCAGAAAUUGCUACACACAUUGUUGACGCCAGUCAUACCACUAAUGGCUUCCUUAGGAAAAGCACCAAUAGGAAUGCCCUUCCAGUUACACAAACUUAUGCUGAUAAUGUCAGGCAUGAAUUUUCAGAUUGCACACCAAGUGAUUGGUCCCUUUUCACAAGCUCAGAUGAGGCUUCUUUCACAACUGAGAGUACCAGGGACUCCUUUAGUACUGUAGACUAUGGUGAUUCAUGUAACAUGGAUCCAAUUUCAUCUAUCUUCAAUUACACCCCCGAAAACUCCUACAUGAAGUUUUCACAUAGUAAGCCAGGUACAAGGUUCUUCCCUGAAAAGGGUCAUGUUGAACGAGUUCAGAGAAUUGAUCAGUCUAAAAGGGUCAUCCAUUCUUCUAAUGAACAUCCAUCAAAUGGGAAUUGUAGCAUGUAUGUAAAUUAUGGGAGUAAUCCUGUGUAUGGUAUUACUCGGACUUCUAGUCAGUGUGAAUUCUAGUUUUUUGAGAAUCCUAGCUGGUUGAACUGGUUAUUAGAUGGAGUAGGUGCGAUGCCUCAAAGUUUUCAAUAUUUAGUUGAUUGAGGCAUAUAGUUCUUUUAAGCACAGAUGUAUUUUAUUUUUAAUUUUAUUGAUAAUUGUAAAGAUGACAGAAUUGCUCCUUUGAUUAUCUAUUAUUAAUUAUUAUUAAUCCAUGAUGAAAUUCUUUUUCUAGUG